AUGGCUGACAAUCGAUACUUUCGUGCGUCGAAAAUUGAGCGAAAUUUAAUGGAAAAUGAGAAAUUCGACGAAUACUCUCCCUCCUCUUCCACAUCGUCCCCUUACACAACGUGGACCCAAAUGGAAGUUCCCCUCCAAAACGUUGUCUACUGUGAUUUCACAAACGAGUUCCUCGGCGCCUCAAACGGCUAUUUUCAAGGGGAUUUCAUGCAACGCUUUGAAGGCACUCCAAGCAACUCGAUGUCACCAGAGAGUCAACAUAACAUGUCCUCUUCAUCAACAUCAACACAUUUAGCAAUUCAAGCCGGCUCAAAUGGCAGCAAUCGGAGUUCUCCCGAUCAAAUCGAUAUGAAGCCCGAAAUCACAUUGAUGGCCUUCAAUCAACUCCCGAAAAACGUUUGCCCGACGAUUUGUGUUGUUUGUGGUGACACGGCAGCCGGUUAUCAUUAUGAUGUACCGAGCUGUAAUGGCUGCAAGACAUUUUUCCGCCGAACAGUGCUCGAUCAACGAAAGUUCACUUGUAAGAAAGGCGGGAAAUGCUUUGAGAUUUUGCCUAAAGAAAAACGUUGCUCUUGUCGAGCUUGCCGCUUUGCUCGUUGCGUUCAAGUUGGAAUGAAUCCAAUGGCUAUACAAACGGAUAAGGAUUUGAAGGGAAAUGAAAUGUUUAAGACGAUUGUGAACAAGAGGAAAAUAAGUAAAGAAAUCGUUGAGGAAAUCGAAGAACCACCAGCGAAUGCACAGCUUUUGAUGGAGUUGCGCCUGAAAGAGAAUGCUUUUGAUCGAAUGGUUGACAGUUUGAUGUACUUAGAGAUUAAGGUUGACAAGCUCCGCUCUUCCACUUACAACCCUCGACCAUUUGAGAUUGGCAGUCUGCGUGAUGUUCUCUCAAAACAUUCAGCUUUGUCAUUGGCUGAGCGAUUGGAUCCAAUGCCUAACUGGCCUCUUCCCCCCAUUCCCGCACAUAAUCCUGCCGAGUUUUGCUCCCCAUGCCAGAACCCAGUUAGAAAGGCGUGGAUGAAGAGUCCGAAUCGAAAAAUGUGGCUUUUCUUCGAUCUCCUUGUUACAGUUGAAUAUGCAAAAACGUUUGACUUCUAUUAUCAAUUGGACACACAAGAUCAGUUCACUCUCGUGCGGUACGUUUCUCUAAUGUGCAUGCAAGCGACGCAAAGCUUCUAUUCUUACAUCAUCAACGCUGAUACAAUCGUUCAUCCCGAUGGCACAAAGCCGCAAGAUAUGUGGAAAUGGAGAAAGUUGCAUGAAGGCCAUGACAAGACACACAACGAAUGCUUUGCGGCUCGAGAGGGAUUGUUUGAAGAGAACGUGAAACAGUUAAAGCUCAAUAGGAUCUGUCGGGAAGAAUAUGUGCUUUUGAAAGCGAUCACUUUAUGUAACUCAGCUAUCGGUGACCUCUCAGAACAUGGCUCAAAAAUCAUUGAACAAGCUCGUGUCAAAUACGCGGAAGCUCUCUUCUCGCUAGAAAUGGCUAAUUAUGGACCAGCAACUGGGCCUCUUAGAUUUCAAAGCAUUCUGGCUUCAAUCGAGGUGUUAAUCCGAAAUGCGAAGAAACAUCGAAAUGUACACUUGAUUGCAAUGCUCAAUAAGCCCCACCGUGAGGGGAAACCGCCACGUCCAGCAAUAGCUCUCAUCGACGAUAUUAUGGACGCU
Mesorhabditis belari is the source of this 1665-nucleotide messenger RNA. Lineage: Eukaryota; Metazoa; Nematoda; Chromadorea; Rhabditida; Rhabditidae. The record is from the annotation of a GenBank genome assembly.